GAGAGGGGCGAGCCAUAUUUGGCAAAAGAUAGGGGCGGAACUUCCGGCCUCUCUUUGUGGCCGUCAUUUUGGCUGGCUUGGGGCAGAUUCACCAGCGCCAUAGCUCUUGAUCGCUGAGCCGGGUCUGAGUCAAUCAGAGACUGAAAGGUCGAGAGAAACUGUUGUCCUCACUGCACAGAGGCUCAGAUCACAGAGGCCUCACUGAUGGACCUGGCAUGAGUUGGUUCCAUGGCCACAGAAAGGCUUAAGGACCCUAGCGAGGGCAGCAUAACCUUUGAGGAUGUGGCAGUGUACUUUUCCUGGGAGGAAUGGGUUCUCCUUGAUGAGGCCCAGAAACUCCUAUACUGCAAUGUGAUGCUGGAGAACUUUGCACUUAUGGCCUCUCUAGGUUAUUGGCAUGGAGGGGAAGACGAGGAGGCACCUUCUGGGCAGAGUGUUUCUGUAGAAGGAAUGUCACAGAUAUUGAUGAUCUUCAAGUAUUUGGCCAUGACCUUCACUUGGGAGGAGUGGGGGCAAUUGGAUCUGGCAAAGAGAACCCUGUAUUGGGAGGUAAUGCUGGAGACCUGCGGACUCCUGGUCUCACUGGGGUAUCCUAUUCCCAAACCAGAAGUGAUCCAUCUGCUGGAGAAUGAGCAAAAUCUAUGCUUGGUGAAGAGAGGCUUCUCCUAAAGUUCCUGUCCAGAUGCAUCUCUCUCUUGAAGCCUCAUUUCUUCUAUCAUCACCGAUCUUUCACCUGGGAUCACUUUUCAUCAUCAUUAAAUAGAAAAUGCUUAAAAAAUAAUUCUAUUUUGAGCAGGUUAAUUCUACAUUAAAUUUCUCACUUGUGAUGUGAA
Molecule: messenger RNA, 833 nt
Organism: Odocoileus virginianus texanus
Lineage: Eukaryota; Metazoa; Chordata; Mammalia; Artiodactyla; Cervidae
Product: zinc finger protein 211-like
Biological process (GO): regulation of DNA-templated transcription
Source: RefSeq, a predicted model, not a curated record